AUGCCCACACGCACCGACGCCCGACUUGCAGCAGCAGUCGUGUCUUACCCUCUCCAGCCCGCCGCAGAGUCCGUUGCGGAGUCGAGAGAGGGGCCGCGUCUGAUGGGAUACGGUAUCGUGUGCUGACUGCCUCGGCACUGCUGCCGAUCCACUGGAGCUCGAGCGACCGAUCCACGGAACCAGCACCAGCACCAGCACCAGCCAGCCAUUCGCAUCCAGCAAACACAUCGGUCCGUCUGCUUUGGCCAUGGGAGAGGCAGGUCGACCUCGAACAGCAAUCAAUGAGCCGCGCGCGACUUACCGCGGGAAGGAGGACCACGGACUGCGCCUUCCCCCACGAGCACGCCACGUUCAGAUCACAUCACAAUGGCAAUGGGAACUAACAUGUCUCUCCUUUGCAGCAAUCCACACAGCCUUCGCCCCGACGACCUGUCACCAAAAGUCUAGAAGCUGCGCGGGAACGCACCAAGGCUGUCGGGGACAAGGUCCGCUCCUCCCUCUCGAGCUUGACGCCACAUGAGAACAUCUACAAUCUGCCCAACUUCCUCACCGUCACACGCCUCUUUGCCGCUCCGGCCACUGCUUACCUCUUACUGCACGACCAUCACACAUGGGCCUUGGCACUCUUUGCUUAUGCCGGUAUCACGGAUCUGGUCGACGGCUGGCUGGCGCGGAAAUGGAAGUUGCAGACCGUCGCCGGCAGCGUCAUCGAUCCCAUGGCCGAUAAAGCGUUGAUGAUCAUUCUCACCGUAACCCUUGCAGUCAAAGGAGCCAUACCAUGUAAGGAAACUGCGAAUCUUGCGACUUUGUCACAAGGUUGUGCCUGCCGUGAAAGCUUCUUGGCUGACUAACUGUACCCUCCAAUAGUAUACCUGGCGACCUUGAUUCUUGGCAGAGAUGCAUCCUUGGCAGUCGCCGCCAUCUACUAUCGCUAUGCAUCCCUUCCCACACCCAAAACGUUCCUUCGCUACUGGGACUUCUCCCUGCCUUCUGCCGAGGUACACCCCACCACCCUCUCCAAGUACAAUACAUUCCUGCAGCUGGUGUUGAUCGGAUCCUCCCUCGCGCUACCCGUGCUUGCGGCUGGCGGACAGCAGGCGCAGAUUCUAGAUGCUUUUGGAGUCACUGCCGACCAUCUUCAUGCGGCUAUGGGGUACUACCAGUACCUCGUUGCAGGUACUACGGCCUGGAGCGGCCUCAGCUAUGCAUACCUGAAGAACGUGGUCACCAUUCUGGGCCCGGACGAGACGUUGAAAGCGAAACAGGGAGCCCGGGGUCGUGUCAUCAUCGGUGUGACUUUUGGAAGCUGCGUGCUUGCUGCUGCAUGGCUUGCAUUCAACGUGGACAACCCGAAGGACGUCGAGAGGCUGGAGUGA
Lecanosticta acicola is the source of this 1376-nucleotide messenger RNA. The record is from the annotation of a GenBank genome assembly. Lineage: Eukaryota; Fungi; Ascomycota; Dothideomycetes; Mycosphaerellales; Mycosphaerellaceae.